UUAUUGCAAAGGGCGCGGCCGUGGCGACCAGGAGCUAGAAGAUUAACGCAGCUCCCCCCAAACUCCACUCCAGCAUGGCCUCGGGGAAUGGAGGCGACCCAACGGACAGAUCAUCCCCCGAAAGAGCAUCAGAAAACCAGGUGGCUCAGGAGACUGAGGAGGUGUUCCAGAGCUACGUUUACUACCGAUAUCAGCAGGAGCACACUGAGGGGGAUGUGCCAGAAGACCCAGAAAUAGCUGAGAUCCGUCAGGAGCCAGAUAGCAUCCCCAACCAGGUGGGCAGGCGCCUGGUCGUCAUCGCCGAUGACAUCAAUAAACGCUACGAUAAGGAGUUCUCUGAUAUGCUGAAGUCACUGCAGCCAACGAUGGACAACGCUUAUGAGUAUUUCAUCAACAUAGCUUCCAGUUUGUUUGAAAGUGGCAUAAACUGGGGUCGUGUGAUAGCACUGCUGGGCUUUGGCUACAGGAUGGCCAUCCAUGUCUACCAGCAUGGGUUGACCGGCUUCCUGAGGAAAAUUGCACGCUACAUCGCUGAGUUUGUGCUUCGCAACAAUAUCGCCCGGUGGAUUGCCCAACAAGGAGGAUGGGUGGCAGCACUGGACUUAAGCAAUGUUUACUUGAAGUAUGCGGUGAUAGUGGCAGCCAUUAUCUUGCUGGGCCAUUUUGUGGUGCGGCGUUUUUUCACAGACUGACCGAGAAGGAAAGUGUUGCUGGCCACUUGCACGCCAGCCAUUGACUCACUGCUCUGUGGUGAUACUUUCAAAGACAGGAGGAUCCAGGGAACAACCAAAGGAAACCCCGAUGUGUUUUG
Molecule: messenger RNA, 811 nt
Organism: Elgaria multicarinata webbii
Lineage: Eukaryota; Metazoa; Chordata; Lepidosauria; Squamata; Anguidae
Gene: BAK1
Product: BCL2 antagonist/killer 1
Exons: 6
Coding region: 75-692 (205 amino acids)
Biological process (GO): intrinsic apoptotic signaling pathway in response to DNA damage; extrinsic apoptotic signaling pathway in absence of ligand; regulation of apoptotic process
Cellular component (GO): mitochondrial outer membrane
Molecular function (GO): protein heterodimerization activity; protein homodimerization activity
Source: RefSeq, a predicted model, not a curated record